AUUUGACAUUGCUGCUGCUGCAAAUCGCGAAAAGAAGGCAGCGAGACGGCACGGCACAAAUCGGCUCUCGGUCGCAAUAUUUUGCUUCUGCCGUGGAAAACUAAACCCAUUUCGUGGUCGGUGGAAAUCAUCCGUACUCCCCGGAAGGCUUUGCGGCCAGUUUAUUUUUCAGUGAACAGUUUCCGCGAUGUCAACAAUGGAGCGUCAUUCGACCUCCGUCACGCCCGUCGCCCGGCAACCCAGCCUAGACGAUAUGAAUCUGGACCAGUUCCUGAAGAUUUCCAACUACGAGGACACGGUGAAGCAGCUCGACAUCUACUACGGAAUUGUGAAACGACAGCUGCUGCAGUUCCAAAGUCCUAUCACGGGCCUGUUCCCGGUGCUCAGCACGGACCGGGAGGUGGGCAGCAUACGGGACAGCGUGUACUGCGCCGCAGCGAUCUGGAGCCUUUACCAGGCCUACCGCCGGAUCGAUGACGAUCGGGGCAAGAGCUACGAGUUGGGCCAGUCGGCGGUGAAGUGUAUGCGCGGCAUCCUGGAGUGCUGGAUCAAGCAGGCGCACCGGGUGGAGAAGUUUAAAUCGCGCCAGUGCGCGGUCAACGCGCUGCACUGCAAGUUCCACCUGGACACGGGCGAGGAAAUCUACGCGGACGAAAACUACAACCAUCUGCAGAUCGACGUGGUGUCGAUCUAUCUGAUCUUUCUGGUACAGAUGAUCACGUCCGGGCUGCAGAUCAUCUACACGCAGGACGAGGUGGCGUUCGUGCAGAAUCUGGUGUACUACGUGGAGCGGGCGUACCGUACGCCCGACUUCGGCAUGUGGGAGCGGGGCUCGAAGUAUAAUGACGGGACGCCCGAGAUCCAUGCGUCCUCGAUCGGGAUGGCCAAAUCGGCGCUGGAAGCGAUCAACGGGUGCAAUCUGUUCGGCGAGAAGGGUGCCUCGUGGAGCGUGGUGUACGUGGACAUUGAUGCGCACAACCGCAAUCGCAGCAUCUUCGAGACGAUGCUGCCGCGGGAGUCGAGCUCGAAGGGGGUGGAUGCGUCGCUGCUGCCGACACUUUCCUUUCCGGCGUUUGCGUCGCACGAGGAGCGGCUGGUGGACAUGAGCAAGCUGAACGUGGUGCGGCGGCUGAAGGGCAAGAAGGGCUUCAAGCGGUUCAGCCGGGACGGGUAUCUGUCGCGGCUGGAGGACAAAACGCGCCGCUACUACCACAAGGGGGAAAUUAAGGACUUUGAGGGGUACGAGUGCGAGUGGCCCAUGUUUUACACGUACAUGAUCAUUGACGGGGUGUUCAAGAACAAUCUCGAGCAGAUCGAGGAGUACCAGAUGGAGCUGCGGAAGUGUAUGCACUCGGACAACAAUGGAGAUCCAGUUGUAUCGAUGUGUUACGCACCGGACGGGGACGGUAUGUACACGCGCUCCUCCUCCCAGUCGCUCUUCCUGUGGGGCCAAUCGGUGUUCAUCAUUGCGCAGUUACUUACGGCCGGUUUGCUACACAUUAACGAGCUGGAUCCGAUCCGGCGAUAUUUGCCGUCGUACAACCGACCCCGGAAAGGUGGUCGCUACUCAGCCUUUCAGGCGAAACCGGGAAUUCGUACCAAAAUCGGAAGUGCGCUGGCCAUGAAUCGCCCGGUAACACCACCGCACAUUGUGGAGCGCCAGGACCAAAUGUCGGACUCCAGCGAACCAGCGCGAGGCACAGCAACGGAUCUGGUCGUGCAGAUAGUGCUGAUCGCUGAGUCGAUGCGCCUGCAGGCCAUGAUGGCCACGUACGGCAUUCAAACGCAAACACCACAUGAAGUUGAACCCGUCCAAAUCUGGUCCUCGACGCAGCUCAUCAACGUGUACCAGCAGCUGGGCGUGAACGAUAAGAUCGGGCUGACCGGGCGACCACCCCGCCCGGUCGGUUCGCUCGGCACAAGCAAAGUGUACCGCAUCUGCGGCAUGACCGUCCUCUGCUAUCCACUUAUUUUUGAAGUGUCCGAUUUCUACCUCUACCGCGACAUGGCCCUACUGAUCGACGACAUCAAGACGGAGCUGCAGUUCGUGGGCAAGUACUGGCGGCUAUCGGGCCGGCCGACCGUGUGCCUACUGAUCCGCGAGGAGCACAUGCGCGAUCCCCAGUUCAAGGAGAUGAUCGAUCUGCUGGCCAUGCUGAAGAAGGGCUACUGUGACGAUAUGAAGGUGCGAAUUGGCCGGCUGCAGAACCUCAUCUCGAGCUCCUGCAUUGAGCAUCUUGACUUUAUGUCCACCUCGGACCUGCCGGACGUGGGCGAUACUGCCUUUGCGCAGAUCCACCACGACUACAUCGGCUACCAGAGUCUGACGGAUGUGCCGCGUGCCCAGUCCUAUCGGGAGAAAAAGAUAACGGCGGCUGAGUAUGCGACCCGGUCGACACCGGACAUACUCGAGGCGCUGCGCAACACGGAAUCGAUCUUUCUGCAGUGCCAGCUGCUCGGUAUUAUUCUGCACCGCGAAGGCUCUCACUACGAGCUGGCGGGCGAAUCCGUUCACGUGCGACUAACCGAUCUGUACUACCGGGCCGGUACGCUGCGCUACUGGCGAGCCGUUCGCUACUGUAGCUCACUGUUGCGCCACAUUGUCGACUCGAUUUCACCGUUCAUCACGACGCUGCUCGUCAACGGGAAGCAGAUUACGGUCGGUGUGAUCGGCCAGCGGGAGACAAUCUUUGACAAGCCGAUGACACCGUCCGAGAUCCAGAACGUGAUGUACUCGACCGUGCAGCCGUACGACGUGAUCCAUGCGGUGCUGCAGCAGGAGGUGGUCCUGUACUGCGGGCGGCUGAUCGCCACCAAUCCGGACAUUUUCAAGGGCAUCCUGAAGAUCCGCGUCGGUUGGGUCCUGGAGGCGAUGCGGCUCUACCUCACGAUGAAGGGGGACGAAGGGGCGGAUAUUGAAAAUUUGUCCCCGUUUCAAAUUCGCCAGCUGCUGCAGCGGGUGCUGACCGUGAGCCAGUGGGCAAAUGAGGAUCACUUCAGUACGGUACAGCGCCGCCAGCUCGAGGGUUGCCUGUGCCGGGUGCCGAGCUCGUUCUACAACCUCGUGUGGGACGUGCUGGAGCGCACACCGCACGGCAUUACCGUGCAGGGGCACAAUCUGCCCGCCAUGCCGACCCUGACCAACAAGAGCCGCAGCGAGCUGUCCUUCUCGCUGCAGGUCGAGGAGAUGCUGCACCAAAUCACGCAACCCGAGCGGCGCCAGAUCGCGGUCGAGCUGCUGUGCAUUGUGGCCACCAUACUGAGCCGCAAUCCGGAGCUGCGCUUCCAGCAGGUGCUCGAUCUCGACCUGCUGCUGGAGGACUCGUUCGCGAUGUACUGCAAAGACCACAGCUUGCCGCCGAGCAAAGACAUUUCGCCACUGUUUUCGCUCUCCUACUCGCAGACGACCGGAUACCUGGCCCGAGCUGCCGUCAACAGUGUGCUGCAGCGGUGCGCCCUCUCCACGGAGGACUUUGCCGAUGACGUUGAGGAUCAUUGCCGCGUGCAGUAGACGGACCCGAGGGAGGAAAUAACGGGGUAUAUACAAACGCGGUGUAUACCAAAGCUACUGCUGCUGCUAGUCGAACACAGCGGGAAAGGCAGGACGUGCAGUGGAUUGUUUGUUUGUUUGUUUUUUUAAUCGCUCGCUAGGUUUGUUUUAGUGUUAGCUUUGAGUUGAGUUUUGCUAAUGAUCUUUUAUGAAUGUUGUUGUUGUUGUUUUUUAAAAAGUGACCAACGACCGGAAAAUGCCGUUUAAUCGUAGCCAAAUAGCUAGUAGACAAUGGUCCAGUGUAAUAGUCAUUGCCGUUACGAGCGCGUGCCCGCCUGCCCGCCCAAAACGGGGGCUUGGGUGGAUUAUCUUUGUAAUCUCUCGUUGUUGCAUGACAUGUAAUGAAGCAAUAAAUUUUACGCAAUCAUGACAAAUGUAAA
Molecule: messenger RNA, 3930 nt
Organism: Anopheles gambiae (African malaria mosquito)
Lineage: Eukaryota; Metazoa; Arthropoda; Insecta; Diptera; Culicidae
Product: probable phosphorylase b kinase regulatory subunit beta
Exons: 10
Coding region: 188-3511 (1107 amino acids)
Biological process (GO): glycogen metabolic process
Cellular component (GO): phosphorylase kinase complex
Molecular function (GO): calmodulin binding
Source: RefSeq, a predicted model, not a curated record